AUGGAAGUCAGGCUUGCGCCUGGCGCAUUGAUCUAUGCUACUAAUCAUCCAAAGGUCGCAAUGAGGUGAGACGAAAGGGUCACGAAUGCACGUGUCGUAAUACUACGGUUGGUCCCCGGCCUCCCCGCAGAUUGCCUUGCUUCUCGGUAUGUAACUGUAGUCAACGUUCAGUGGUAAAUGAUCUAUCUUGUGAAGCCUGAGCCGAGCUUUCCCUGUGGUUUCUUGCCGUUCGCGGUGUUGCUGCUUGCAUAAUUGGUAGUAGACCCUGACACCCGCAGCCGUGAAUACCUAUCUCAUGAAAGGCCAAAGCCUGUUCUGUUUAGGUUGUAAGCGAUAAUAUGCAAUGGCCCCGACCGAGCGAAUAGUUUUUGUGACCGUGGGCACUACUAAAUUCGAAGCCCUCGUAGAGCGCGUGGACUCGAUCGAGCUGCUGCACAUCCUCCGUGACAAGGGCUACACUAGGCUUAUCAUUCAGAAGGGAAAUGGAGUAUACUGUCCAACAAAAGUAGUUCCAAAGGGUCAGACGAAGGCCCGAACAGAAGGCAUUGAUGUUGAAUACUUCGAUUACUCCCCCUCCCUGGCCAGCUACAUUACCUCAGCGGCGCUGGUCAUCAGCCAUGCAGGCUCCGGCUCCAUCUUCGAGACCCUCACCGCGGGCGUGCCGCUGGUUGUGGUCCCCAACCCGCUGCUGAUGGACAACCACCAGGUGGAGCUGGGGGAGCAGCUGGCGGGCAUGGGGCACCUGGUGAGUGCAACGCCGGAUGACCUGCUUGAGGCUGUACGGCAGUUUGACGCCAGUCGCCUGUUGCCGUACAACAAGGGUGAUGCACGCGCCAUGGUGCGCAUCAUUGACCGGCAGCUUGGCUUCAGCGCGUGAGGAGGAGGAGCGUGGUAGUCGGGAAGGAGGAGGAGGAAGAGGACGCAAAGUGCAGCAGCAGCUGCUGCUACAGCAUUUGUUGUAUGCGGAAAGGAAGCGAGCAUUGGAGCACCAAGCAUUAGUAAGCACUGCAGCUGAGUUGUGUGUGGUAUAGUGGUGGUUGUGUGGUGCUGGUCACUGUUUCCCAUGGAUUUGGUCCGCAUGACUGGUCCGCAGGCCCAUGGCGGUUGUCCCAUGCAGCAGGGACAGGAUCGUGCAGGUUGUUGCAGGCACACACCCAAAUGGCAGCAGAUGGUAAAUCUGCCUGCCACCUGGCGUUUUUUAAACAUAAGUGUGGCUUCUUUCCCUAGUUGGUUUAGGAACACGUAAGAGGGCAACUGCAUGGUCCAGAAGAGGCCAACAUGACGGCACCGGAGCUGUGUGUGUUGGGCGCCCACACCUCAACAGGGGGAUGCAUGCUUUACGUAAGAAUGGAGGAGGUCGGGACAACGAGAGGAGGCGGUAGCAUUAUCAUACCGCAGGCUUACAUGAACGUCUGUAAUGUACGAGCCCAGCACUUGGAUUACCGCCACACAUACACCCAUGUAUUGUUGUGUAUAACCAGCUGAAUUCUCCUAUUCAAUUAAUG
This is a messenger RNA of Astrephomene gubernaculifera, 1505 nucleotides long. The record is from the annotation of a GenBank genome assembly. Lineage: Eukaryota; Viridiplantae; Chlorophyta; Chlorophyceae; Chlamydomonadales; Astrephomenaceae.